UGAUUCAAUUUAACAAAUCCCUUUUAAAUAUAUACCACUAAUUACUUUAUGGAAGUCUUCUUGGGAAGUGCUGAGCCCAUUCACCUCUGUAAAAUUACUCACUGUUUGCAAGGUGGUAACUUUUAUUUACGUAGAUGAUGACUCAGUCUGGGAAGUUGAGUAACACUGAGUGAGGGAGAAAUCUUGGCUUGCAGUGAAGAGGUUUAGUCAAAAGCAAGGAGGAUACCAAAAGCAAAUCUAACUGUGUACAUAUAGUCCUCAGCUAUUCAAACUACACCUACUACAACUACUACACAAGAAGGAUGCUUCUUGUACUGCGUGCACCUCCCCUAUGCAGUAUUUGACUACUUAAUCCCAUUUUGACAUUUGAAUGGAGGGACAGUACUAUGUAGACUAACAAAAUCAUUGUUUUUACAAGAAUUCUCUAAGACCAAUAUCUAAAUUCUAUCCAAGGAAACAAAACAAAAUGUGUAGAUAAAGAUCAAGUGUUAAUGUUGAAGGAGAAGUAUGAAAUAGUAUGUAUUAACAAGUACAUUUGGUAACAAUCAGAGAAUUGCAAAAUCCUGACCACCUGCACAGGGAAAAGAACAGUAUUACAGACCUGACAAACAAAGCUUUGCUUAUUCCAGCUGAAGCGCACAGCGUUUCAUUUUGCUGUUGUGGGAGGCCAUGUGUCUGUGGUGGAUUUUCUUCUCCGUCACAAGGCAAGACUUGACAUGGCAGAUCAGCAUGGCCUGACAGUGAUUCAUCUUGCAGCUUGGACUGGAAAUCUGGAUAUAAUGCGAAAAUUAGUUAAAGCAGGUGCUGAUCAAAAGGCUAAGAAUGAGGAAGGAAUGAAUGUACUGCAUUUUGCAGCUCAGAGCAACAGCAUUAAAAUAGUUGAUUAUUUCCUCCAAGAUCUUCAUCUGAAUGACUUGAACAAACCUGAUGGGAAAGGUAAAAAGCCAUUUCUUCUGGCCUGUGAAAAAGGCCACAUUGACAUGAUAAAAAAUUUGAUUGCUCUGAAGCUAUUUACAUCUGAAAAAGAUCAGGAGGGAAACACAGCAUUGCAUUUAGCAGCCAAAAAUGGUCACAGUGAAGUUGUAGAAAUUCUGCUUGAACAAUGGGAGGAAAUAAAUGACCUCAAUCAGAAUGGAGAAACUCCAUUUUACUUGGCUGUUGAAGGAGGUCAUGAAAAAUAUGCUGAACUCUUACUGGAGGCAUGGAGUGACAUCAAUGUUUCAACUCAGAAUAAUAGUAGUGCUUUGCAGAUUGCAAUUCAAAAUGGACAUCUAUCCUUGAUUACUUUUCUUAUUGAUAAGAAUAUUGACCUGGUUCCUAAACCUGAGCAGAAGAAUUCCCCUCUCCAUUUAGCAGUUAUCAGUAAUAACCUACCAGUAGUAAAAAGACUUCUGGAUGCCAAUCAUGACAUAAACUCCUUAAAUCACAGGCAGGAAACCCCUCUACAUCUGGCAGCUGAUCUUGGCAAUGUGGAAUUGGUGGAAGUACUGCUGAAGUCAGGCUGCAAUCUCAAGACCAUAGAUAAGCAUGGAAAAACUGCACUAGCCACAGCAUCAAGGAGCCAUCAUGCCCUCAUUGUAGAUAUGAUCAUUAAAGCAGACAGGUAUUUUGCCAUGCAACAGACACAUCUAGCUCAUAGUGGUAAUGGGUCAGACUUCAGUGUGUCCUUCAAACAAGAUCACAGUACACAGACCAAGCAAAUCCGUUCCUGCCUUUGGAAUUUAGCAUACAACUGGUUAAAACCCCGUGAAUGGAAAAAACUGGCUGCGUUCUGGAAGUUCACAGAUGAACAAAUUAAAGCUAUUGAAGAACAGUGGACAGGGAAAAAAAGUUACAAGGAACAUGGAAACAGAAUGUUGCUCAUCUGGUUACAUGGUACCUUGCUGUCUCAUCAGAAUCCUGUUAAACAUCUGUAGGAAGAUCUGGUGGAAGCAGGAUUUCAGCCUUUAGCUGAGAAGAUCAGAGCUUCAAUCAGCAUUGGCAUGGACUCCAGGAAAGGUGUCAUUUCAUGAGCAUCAACAAAACAUGGCAUAUAUGAUGGAAUUACAAGCCAGAUGGAAAGUGGCUUUCAAAUAUCUUUUUGGGAAACAGAAAAUCUAUUUUGAAGUUGUACAGCUUUUUCCACCCUAGAAGAAUUUGCAUUCCUGAAAUGGUUACUUUUUUUCUCAGAUGCUUGCUAUACAGAAAUGUAAAAAAAUUAAGAGCAAAUGGUUGACUGGUAGUUUGUAACUGCUAAGCAAGACUCACCAGUUACAAUUUCUAACCUAACACUGAUAAAGUAAUUCUGCAUUGGAACUGCAAGUUAAGCUACUUGGUGUUUGGUGUGAACUGUAAAUAAGAUGUUUUCUGUAAGAAAAGAUUAAAUUUAAUACGUGAAAGUUAUGUGUACAAAUAAAUUAACACUUGCAGAAAUAAGCUGGCAUCUGCCUCAUUUAGGAUUCAAGUUUUUAUAAAUUCUUGCUAGGAUUAUAACAAAUAUUUCUACUGCAGCAUUUGAUUUACGUAGUGAAGAAAUACAAAAAUGUCAUAUGUAAACACCACGUGUGUCUAGCUGCAGAAUUUUCUAUCACAGCAUGACCCCAAAAGAGCAUCCAAUAUUUAAUACUUAACACAUCUAGCAAUUAUUUGCCUAUUUCUUGUUCAUGUCUUGAAUUAAUACUUGGCAGUGUCCUGCUGAAUAUGUUCAAAUGUUUUCUUAUUACUGGCUAUAUUUAAUUCUGAAAAAUUAUGUAAAUAUCUAUCUUCUGUCUUUUCUUUAUAACACAGCAAUAGUUUUAUCAUAUAAUAGAGGAAUUGAAUUGUCUUUUCUGUUUGCAUAUAGCUAGAAUUAUUUUGUGCUGAAUCCUAGUGUUUGUACUGAAAAGGUGAUCUGUAUCUAGUCUGAAGUGUUAUUCCAAACUGCCCUCUUGUGUGCAACCUUCUUUGACUUGGCUGCAGAGCACCCCAGGAA
This is a messenger RNA of Cyanistes caeruleus (blue tit), 2950 nucleotides long. It is a transcript of the gene ANKDD1B, whose product is annotated as ankyrin repeat and death domain containing 1B. The record is from RefSeq and is a predicted model, not a curated record. Gene Ontology annotation, molecular function: protein binding. Gene Ontology annotation, biological process: signal transduction. Lineage: Eukaryota; Metazoa; Chordata; Aves; Passeriformes; Paridae.